This is a messenger RNA of Pleuronectes platessa (European plaice), 2796 nucleotides long. It is a transcript of the gene tec, whose product is annotated as tec protein tyrosine kinase. The transcript is spliced from 18 exons. Gene Ontology annotation, biological process: T cell receptor signaling pathway; adaptive immune response; B cell receptor signaling pathway. Lineage: Eukaryota; Metazoa; Chordata; Actinopteri; Pleuronectiformes; Pleuronectidae. Bases 295 to 2226 code for a protein of 643 amino acids. Gene Ontology annotation, molecular function: ATP binding; non-membrane spanning protein tyrosine kinase activity; protein binding. The record is from RefSeq and is a predicted model, not a curated record.
CUCUCUCUCUCUCUCUCUCCCUCUCUCUCUCUCUCUCUCUCUCUCUCUCUCUCUCUACUGGUGCACGAGGAAGUUUUGUCUGCGGGUGUGUGUGUGUGUGUGUGUGUGUGUGUGUGUAGGUGGGCUGUGUGUCCACCUCCCUCUCGUCAUUUCCUGAAUCCUGCUCCGACAUGAGCGAACACUAAUGACUUGAAAAGUGGAAAAUGAAACGUUAAGAUAAGCUCCACCCCUCUUUGUUCUGACAACAUCCACCAAUGGGCUGAGGGUGUGGGCGGGGCCAGCCUGAGUUCUAAGAUGCUAUUGGAGGAGAGGCUCAUCAAGCGGUCUCAGCAGAAGAAGAGGACCUCGCCUCUGAACUACAAGGAGAGGCUGUUCGUCCUCACCAGGACCAGACUGACCUACUACGAUGGGAAAGCUCAGAAGUUCAGAAGAGGCUCGAUCGAGCUGAGUCGGGUCCGAUGUGUGGAGAUCGUCAAGAACGGAGGAAGAAUCAUUCCCUGUCAGAACAAAUACCCAUUUCAGGUGGUGUAUGACACCAACACACUUUAUGUGUUCGCUCCGAGUCACGACAGCAGAAGCACCUGGGUCCAGAGCCUGAAGGAGGAAAUAAAAGACAACCCAGAGGUCUUGCCCAAGUUUCACCCCCAGUUCUGGGAGGAGGGGGCGUGGCUCUGUUGUCGUCAGGCAGAGAAACAGGCCCCGGGCUGCGAGGAGUACAAUCUGUUUGGAGACAUUUCCAGAAAACCUUUACCCCCCAUUCCUGGAAAGGAACGGAAAGAUGGGAGGCAGCAACCUCCCCGACCCCCGACCCCUGUCGGUGAUGAUGAUGAGGAUGAUGAGGAUGAGGAUGAGGAGGAUGAGGAAGAGGAAGAGGUGGUCGUGGCUCUGUAUGACUUCCCUGCCACCGAACCACACGACCUGAGUCUGGUCAAAGAAGGCGAGUACGUCAUCCUGGAGAAGAGCGACGUGAACUGGUACAAAGCACGAAACCAGUUCGGUGAAGAAGGCUACAUCCCCAGUAACUACGUCACAGUGAAAGAAUCAGGGAACCUGGUGCAGUUUGUUUGGUUCAGUAAACAAGUCAACAGGAACAAGGCUGAGGAGCUGCUGAGGAAGGAGGACAAAGAAGGAGCCUUCAUGGUGAGAGACUCCAGCACUGAAGGAACCUUCACCGUGUCUCUGUUCACCAAGUCCACCGCAGGGGAGGGAGGAGCGGUGAUAAAACAUUACCACAUCAAGGAGACGCAGGAUUCGCCUCCUCAGUUUUACUUGGCAGAGAAACACUUGUUCAGCUCCAUCCCUGAACUGAUCGAGUACCACAAACACAACGCAGCAGGUCUCGUAGCACGGUUGAGGUAUCCUGUUGGAAGACAGGACAGAUCUGCUCCGUCCACGGCCGGCUUCAGCUACGAGAAGUGGGAGAUUGACCCCGGUGAGCUGACCUUCAUGAAGGAGCUGGGCAGCGGCCAGUUUGGACUGGUGAGGCUGGGCAAGUGGAGGGGGCAGCACAAAGUGGCCAUCAAGGCCAUCAGAGAGGGCGCCAUGCUGGAGGAGGACUUCAUCGAGGAGGCCAAGGUCAUGAUGAGACUGUCCCACCCCAAACUGGUGCAGCUGUACGGGGUGUGCAGUCAGCACACACCCAUCUACAUCGUCAGUGAGUUCAUGGAGCAGGGCUGUCUCCUCAACGUCCUCCGCCAGCGGCAGGGCAGCUUCAGCCGGGCCUCCCUGCUGAGCAUCUGCCUGGACGUCAGCGAGGGCAUGGAGCACCUGGAGGCCCACGGCUUCCUCCACCGAGAUCUGGCGGCCAGGAACUGUCUGGUGAACGACGCUCUGGUGGUGAAGGUGUCAGACUUCGGCAUGGCCAGGUACGUGUUGGACAACCAGUACACCAGCUCGUCAGGGGCCAAGUUCCCAGUGAAGUGGUGUCCUCCUGAGGUCUUUAACUUCUGCAGAUACAGCAGCAUGUCGGACGUCUGGUCCUUCGGCGUGUUGAUGUGGGAGGUCUUCACAGAGGGGCGUGUUCCAUUUGAACGCCAUCAGAACCAUGAGGUGGUUACCUUGGUCACCCGCGGUCACCGCCUUUACAGACCAAAAAUGGCCACGCCCACCAUCUAUGACAUCAUGCAGCUGUGCUGGCGCCAGAGCGCGGUGGAGCGUCCAUUGUUCUCUCAGCUCUACACGAUGAUCUCUGACGCUCUGGAAGCCGACGUCCCUCCAGCAAACUGACUCGUCCAUGAGCUGCUCCAUGGUCCUGUCUCUGAACAUCUCACAGCUCUGAACAUCUCCACCAGCUGACCUCGUCCAUCAUCUGCUGCAUGGUCCUGUCUCUGAACAUCUCCACCAGCUGACCUCGUCCAUCAUCUGCUCCAUGGUCCCGUCUCUGAACAUCUCCACCAGCUGACCUCGUCCAUCAUCUGCUCCAUGGUCCUGUCUCUGAACAUCUCACAGCUCUGAACAUCUCCACCAGCUGACCUCGUCCAUCAGCAGCUCCAUGGUCCUGUCUCUGAACAUCUCACAGCUCUGAACAUCUCCACUGAGGUUCAUGAAGCAAACUGCUGCUCCGCUCAGACGUGAACUUCACACCUGCCUCUGAAGGAGGAAACCUGUCGACCUCGUGGUUUCCUCUGAUCCUGUUGAUGACUAAAGAAGAUCAGUUUCAAAGAACCAUUUGAAUCUGACUCAGGAAACAGACUUUUACAGUAUCAUCUGUUUUCAUGUCAUUAACAUCCUGUAAAUUCAUAUUCAAAUGCAAGAGAAGAAAUAAAUGAUGUCUCAAAGCUUCCAUAUCAUGAAAAA